GGAUUAAAAAGCGCCAUUUCAAAUUGUUGCAGAUAUGAACGCGGAAGCUGAUCCUAAUCUCAUAGUUAUUCAGUCUUACGACAAAUUUUGCACACAAAUUAUUGAUAAAUCAUCAAGUGCUCAUGUCUACUCAUUUCAAGGGGAUAAAAAUGAAUGGGCUAAAACGGAAACAGGUGGUAUUUUCUUCCUAUACAAGCGGUAAGAUUUAGAAGCUAAAUAUCAAUGCAUUUCUUUUAGAUCUAAAGUUCCGUUUUUCGCCUUCAUGAUUCUAAAUCGUAAGAGUCCAACAAUGAACCCAAUCGAGCUAGUGACCUCAGGCUUACAGCUUCAGUUACAUUGCCCUUUUCUUCUAUAUAAAACACCAAAAGGCGAGAUUUUUUCCAUAUGGUUUUUUUCUGCCUCAGAUUGUGAACGCAUUGCGGAGAAACUAGGCAAACUUGUUCAUGAUGUUGGCGGUUUAGGAUUAAGAAUCGCUCCUAGUAGCCGAUCUGUAAAUACACUAGCAAAAUCUUCUACUCCCGCUACAAGUUCAUUGGCUACUACUCCCAAAUCUCCUGAAACAGUUACUAAAGGACUAAAUCAGUUAAUGAAUUUUGUACGUGCAUCAAAUGAAAACUCCAAGUUGAGUCCUUUACAACCAUCUAGGUUUUUCGAUAACAAUGUCAACAGAUCUAAUCAUUCAGAAGCACCAAGCAUAUUUGAUAUGCUGCAUAAAGCAGAAGCUGAUUUCAACUCGGGAGUUAGUACUGGGAAUCAGAUGACGUCUCAUUCAGAAUUGACCGUCAAUGAUGAACUUCAACGUUUUCGAACAGCUUGCAAUCUUCCCGUUUCAAAUGGAAACAAUUUAUCCAGUGAUCGCUCUAGACCACCGGUAGCCAAUGGUGUUUCAAAUAAUACAAAAAAUAAAUCAGACACAAGGUCAUCUCAUAUGCACAAUCAUAUAUCUGUUGCUGAACUAGAAGAACAAUUACUUCAAGAGCAUAUAUCUGUUCCUGAAGAAUUGAAAACAGUGGUUCCGACUGAUGAUAGUUCUCCAGAUGAUCAGGGUUUAUCACAAGCAUCAGCUACAGAGUCUCCUACACGCCAUCAUCAAGUUCAUAAAGAUGUUUGCACUGAUCGAAAUCGUCGCCUACUCAGUGAUGAUGCUGGUUAUGUUGAUGAUGUUGAUGAUGAAGAAGCGUGUGAAAACAAUCGGGAUCGUGGUUUACCUAAGUCCUUUGGAUUAGGUCAACGUAAACAACGACGGCAUAUGCGUUAUCAGCAAGACAAUUUAUCAGAUGAAGUACAUUCACCAUCUAAUCGAUCAGUAAAUCGAAAUAAAUCUACAGAUAUCUCUCAAAAAUAUAAUAAUACUGUAGGCGAGGAAACACUUGUUACUCCUGAUAUGCUAACUAGUAUUCCGUCAUCAAUCUUACCAGCAUUCGUCCCGGAAGUUUCUCGUGAUAAACAUUCAGAAGACAAAGUUUUCACUUCAGAAGUGAAGAAAACAGUAGUGAGUGAAUAUCUCACAAAAGAUCAACUGAAGGAAACGCUUAUCCACCUUUUACAAACAGAUGAUGGUUUCGUUCACCGUAUUCAUACCGGUUAUGUUAAUGUGUUAGAGAGAAGAUUAUCGAGGAAGUAGCAAUAUGCAAAUUUCUUUUCUCUUCACCUGGUCACUUUCCCUUAGACUUAAUGAGUAGUAACCUUAUCAAUUGGAGAAAAUUAUGAGGUACUUUGAUAAUUUAAUCAACUUUCUACCUUGCUUAAAUUAAACAUUGUUAUUUACUCGAUUUCCUCUAACUAAAUAGUCUUCUUGAUUGAUAUUAAACGACAGUGGUAAUGAUGCUUGGUUAUAUUUUUUUGUUGUCUAUGCGUAUUGUUAACUGUUCUCUCUUGUUAUGGCAGCAAUACUUGUCUUAUGCAUACACAACUGGUUUUAAGCAUUUAUAUUAAUUAAAUAGUUCUUGUGUCUUAUGACUAAACAGAGAUCUGGUGUUAUUAUUAUUAUUCAUACUAUAUUGUGUAUACAUCCUGUUAUCAUUGUGAACAGAUGGAUUUUCUUGAUUCCUUCUAUGGUUGCGCCUUUCUUCAUUUAGUUCACUUCCGGUAUAUUUAUGUAUAGGUAUUCUGUUGAGUAUAUUUUUUUCAAUGUUGUAUCAUACUUGCUGCUGCCACUGUGUGUAUGCUCGCCUUUACCCUUCUUAAAACAAUAUUUAUUGUCUGUUUUCAAUAGUUUGAUAGAAAAGAAAUGAAAUUCUUUACGACGUGUAUUACAUUUAAUCAUGUUGGAUUUCAUCAUUCCUUAAAUAUAAUGUACAUGCUGUUGUUCAGAUGUUUCCUAGUCAGUCUAUGGUUUACUACUUAGAUACUCAACUUUACAUCGGUGUUAAUACCACUCCACCUACUGUGAUUAAAGUAGACAGAUAAUGUGAUUAAUCCUCAACAUGCCUCAAGAUAGUCCCCUAACACUUUCUUAAGUUGUCAAAGCUGUAGGUAAUCUGAAACGAGGAAGAGCAGUAAGACCAAACGGACUAGUUCCAGAGGUAUUUAAGGAC
Heterobilharzia americana is the source of this 2537-nucleotide messenger RNA. The record is from the annotation of a GenBank genome assembly. NCBI's taxonomy places the organism in Eukaryota, Metazoa, Platyhelminthes, Trematoda, Strigeidida, Schistosomatidae.